AUGGACCGAGACGACGGCGAAGGAGAAGACCGGUUCAUGGGCUGCUUGGGUCUCCGACAAAAUCACGACGUGAAAUCUUCAGAUUCGUUGACUACAUUGGAUAUAUAUGCAUGUACUUGGCCCUUAUUAGGUGAGAUAUUGAGAGUUCGCAAGGCUGGUGAUGCAAAGGACAUGGCCUAGAGAUAAGCAAGAUACGCCAAGGAUUUCACCUAUCAUAAGGCAGGCAAUGUGAAGGACAUGGCCUAAAGAAAAGCAGGAUAUGAAAAGGAUCUCGCUUACGAUAAUGAACGCAAUGCAAAGGAUAUAUCGCCUAGGAGAGGCAAUGCUAAGGAGGCGGCUUAUGAGAAGGCCGUACGCAUGAAGGAUUUGACAUAUGAUGAUAGAAUCUACUCUCUAGUUAUGAUUAAGGCCAGUGAUGCUAAAGACAUGGCCUAUGCAAAACCGGGAGAUGCCAAUUAUAGUGGCCUACGAGAAAGCGGGCCAAGAGCUUAUGAUAAUGUGGGAUCUGUUUAUGGCAAUGAGCAGAAGGCAAGGGAUUCUGGUAACAAGAAAGCUGGUGAUGCUAAAGACUUCGCCUACAAUAAGGCUGGCAAUGCAAAAAGACAUAGCUUAAAAAAGGCACAAGAAGCAAAAGACUUUGCAAACGAAAAGAUGGGUUACGGAUACGACAAAACUGGUUAGGUGGUUAGGAUGGCGACGGACAAAGAGCCGUGAAGGAGCCAAAGAGUGCUAAAGACAUGGUUGCAGGUAAAGCAGAACAUGCAAUGAAGUACGGCAAAGAAAAAAGCAAUGGAUGAUUCAGUUGACUUUAAAGAAGAGACAAGUCACAGAAAGCCAUAGAUGUAGCCGGAGAGAUACGAGACUGUUACGCUGAACUCUAAAAUCAAUUUUGUUAUACAACAAUUCUGAACCUAAAUCCAAAUCUCCUUUCCAAAAUGUAACAAUAAAAUCUUAAAAGAUGAACAAGGAGAAGGGAAAAUAGUAUAUAUA
Capsella rubella is the source of this 990-nucleotide messenger RNA. RefSeq names its product embryonic protein DC-8. Lineage: Eukaryota; Viridiplantae; Streptophyta; Magnoliopsida; Brassicales; Brassicaceae. The record is from RefSeq and is a predicted model, not a curated record.